Messenger RNA from Anthostomella pinea, 612 nucleotides. The record is from the annotation of a GenBank genome assembly. Lineage: Eukaryota; Fungi; Ascomycota; Sordariomycetes; Xylariales; Xylariaceae.
AUGGCCCACCGCGCAACAUUUCUCGUGCUCGGCGCCACUGGCGGGACAGGCAAACACUUCGUCAUCCAAGCUCUUCAAGACGGCCACAAAGUGCGAGCGCUCGUUAGGACACCCGACAAACUUCCCAGCGAAGUCCGAGACAACAAGGACCUUCAGAUCUUGCAAGGCUCCAUCACCGACGACACACUCGACACCGACGGACUGGUGGCCGGAGUCGACUACCGUCUCGAUGCUCGGGGACGUGAACGCACAACGACGCGCCAAGAUCAACACGGCAUUCGUGAAGAAGCUGAUCCCCUCCAUGCGGCGACACAACGCCAGCUGCCGUGGCUUCUUUGGGCCAUUCGCUAUACCGUUGCUCGCGGCUACGGCGGGCAACACGAAGACAACGAGGUUGUGCACGAAUACCUGACGACUGAGGCGAAGGACAUUGAGUGGAGCGUCCAUCUCGCGGGCAUAGGUUCGGACGGGCCUUCAAAGGGCACACUGGAGCGGUCGGAGACCCAGUUCAGCAUCGGGACGCACAAGGACUGCGCUGCGUACAACUACCGCACCGUCAUGGACCCCUCCGCCGUGCAUACGUGCCAGUUCAGUCACUAUGCCAGGAAGUGA